This is a messenger RNA of Lecanosticta acicola, 2515 nucleotides long. Lineage: Eukaryota; Fungi; Ascomycota; Dothideomycetes; Mycosphaerellales; Mycosphaerellaceae. The record is from the annotation of a GenBank genome assembly.
AUGGUAGAAGACGCUCAUGCCAAUCCUCUGAUGCCUCUCGAGACUCCCAUCCUCAAGGUCUCGCGGUACGUGCACCUGCUGCCUACCUCUGUCGGACGUUCCUUGCUGACGAGUGGGACAUGCCAGGCCGGUUGCUGCUUGUUCGAGAUGUCGAAACGCGAAGAUCAAGUGCGAUGGCAAGCUACCGGCGUGUACGUCUUGCGAGAAGAACGGCAGGGCCGCCGAGUGUACCAGUACCAACGACCAGUUUGCCCGAGGCAAGGAGCGCAGCUAUGUCUCCACCCUGGAAACGCGCAUCGAUAGACUGCAGGCCAAGCUGGAGGAGACGCGAGCGCGCAAGCCAUCUGUCAUCUCCCUCCCCGACGACGAUCAAACCGUCAGCCGCCGGCCCUCACACCAAGUUCAGGAACCGCCAACGCCCACCCUCAGCAAGGCAAUGAGGCGUAGAGAAGCUACCGCCAUAGACGAUCUCGUCUCCGACUUUGGCUUUCUAUCCGUCAACGCCACAGCGAGAGACUUCUAUGGCUUUACUACCGCCAUGUCAUACGCUCGCUUGAUCCUGUGGGCCUGUUCAAAAGACCCUUUGCCCGAGAGCAUGACCCAGCCACUGCCACCUCGCUACACUGCCACUUCGCUCGUGCAGCACUACCUCAACAACGUAUUUCUGCUCCUGCCCGUCUUCGACGAGGCGAGCUUCUACGCCUCAGUCGACAACGUGUACUCUAGAAAUGCCCAUCAAGCACAGCCCCUCGAUCAUUGGCUCGUCCGUAUGGUGCUUGCCAUUUCCGCUGCUUCCAUGUCCGAACAACGCGGUGACCAGCGUUACAUGGAGGCUGUCGGCCAUGUGUGUGCUGCACUCGAGCAUGCCGAAGACGUGCUCCAUCCGGGCGCUAUCAGUAGUAUCCAAGCGCUCAUUUUAUUCACCGAGUACGCAAUGCUCGACCCUCAUCACUUCGACUCCUGGGGCUUGAUUGGUGCUGCUUCGCGAGCGAUGGUGGACCUUGGCUUGCAUCAGGAUCCCCCAAAGGGUACAGCGAUGCCCAAAGGCAAACUUGACAUUCGCCGGCGCGUCUUCUAUUGUGUCUACGCCCUGGAUCGGUCGACAUCACUUGUGCAGACCAGGGCCUUCUCAUUCUCCGAUGACAGCACAAAGGUGAAGAUGCCUUUCAACAAUAAGCAUGUUUCUGUGCCCACAUCUCCGGCUGCUUCGGCGUCGCAGACUUUGUGGCUUUCAUCGCACGAACACGCCGGCAAUCUAGUCGAUCUGCGCAAGCUACAGUCGCAGUGGUACAUGGAUCUCUUUCAGUCCGGCCGCAGUCGAUGGGAAGAGCCGUACCCAUACAUUUGGAGUACUUGCGAAUUGAUGCGUAAAUGGUUCGAGGGACUUCCGGCAUCCACUUCACCCAAUAUGCGUGCAUUCUUCGAGCUGGACCUCCUCUACUCAUAUGUUUACGUACUGUCGCCCUCACCCCGGGUUCCUGUGGUGAGCCCUUUUGCUCAGAAGCUGAUCUUUGAGUACUGCAUACAAUACGCAGACAUCAUCCUGCGGCUGAUCAGUGAUCCUGCGUACACAGCACCCCUCACGUUUUACGACGCCAUGAGGGUAUACAUGACGGGACGACAAUUCUUAGACGUCCUGCAGCACAACUUGGAUGGGCUUCUGCAUGGCCACAUUCCUCCCCACCCGGAGGUGAAGCCCACAUCGGCUCCGCCACCUGCUAUGCCAGUGGUACCUCUCAAGCCUGGCGACUCAGUGUUGCGAUGCAACAUCGUUCGCAGUAUCGAUUGCAUCAAGAAGAUCACGGAAAGCCUCUCCCGAUUUGGCGUCCGAUGGGGAUACAUGAGCUGGAAUCAACGGUACCAGAGCGAGACUUCGCCAAUGCUCGAUGAGCUCAAUCUCUGGCUCAGGGAAAUAGAGGGUCCUCGUGGGCGGAGUCUGUGGCACCAAAAUUCUACUGGCUCAGUCGAAAAUGGCGGGACUAUGUCAUUUCAACCAUCUCCGCCACCGAACAUGGCGACUCCGCCAGCGUAUCCGCAAGCACAUCUGCCGGCGCAGCAGACUGCCGGGAUGCCCCAGGCGCAACCAGUCCAGGUACGUAAAACGAGACCCAGAAUGACCUCAGCAGAUUCGUGCGCAGCGGCACUUCCGACUGGCCCUCGUGAGACAUGUGCUAAUUGUGAACAGAAGGUCAGCUCACCGCCACAAACGUCGCAGUAUCAGCCACAACUAGUUGGCCCUUCCGGCUUUGAAAUGGCUCAGUUCAUUGGAAACGGUGGCUAUCCUCAACCACAACAAUCUCAGUUUCAGCGAACAGUGUAUGAUUUCAGCCCGCCGCCGCUCCAUACACAAUACAGCCAGCAACCCAUGGGACAUUCUGGCAAUACCCAGCGCCCAAGUGCACAGUUCGCUACUUGGGGAGGAUAUGGCGGACAGGGAGGUCAACCUUCGACGCUGGAUGAUGAGAAUGCAGUACCGCCUGACUCCAAUCCUUGGAACAUUGAUGUGAAACAAUGA